Messenger RNA from Cyclocybe aegerita, 1170 nucleotides. The record is from the annotation of a GenBank genome assembly. Lineage: Eukaryota; Fungi; Basidiomycota; Agaricomycetes; Agaricales; Hemipholiotaceae.
AUGGAAUGGGUUAUCCUCGCUGCGCUUGAACGCAUGAUGCACUAUGCAUCGUGCUUGCCUACCUACCAGACGUCUAUGCACCUCAACCUUCCCUCCGUAGAGGAGUACCAAAAGCGCAAAGUAGCGCUUAUUUCAGGCAUUACUGGCCAGGAUGGUUCCUAUCUGACGGAACUGCUGUUGGAGAAAGGCUACCAGGUGCAUGGUAUCAUACGUCGCUCGUCCAGCUUCAAUACUGGACGCCUGCACCAUCUGUAUGAGGAUCAGCAUGAGCGGCCCAACAAAUUCAAGCUGCACUACGGCGAUCUCAGCGACAGCACCAAUCUCGUGUACAUCCUCGCCCAGGUUCAACCUACCGAAGUGUACAACCUCGGCGCGCAAUCGCACGUCAAGGUCUCGUUCGAGAUGGCCGAGUACACAGGCGACGUCGACGGCCUCGGUACCCUCCGCCUGCUCGACGCGAUCCGGACCUGUGGCCUCGAGAAGCACGUCAAGUUCUACCAGGCGUCCACAUCUGAGCUCUACGGCAAGGUCGUCGAGACGCCCCAGAGCGAGACGACGCCCUUCUACCCCCGCUCGCCGUACGGCUGCGCUAAGCUCUAUGCGUACUGGAUCGUGGUCAACUACCGCGAGUCGUACGGCAUGUUCGCGUGCAACGGCAUUCUGUUCAACCACGAGAGCCCGCGACGGGGCCGCACGUUCGUGACACGCAAAAUCUCGCGUGCGGCUGCGGAUAUCUCGCUCGGCAAGCAGUCGUGUCUGUACCUCGGAAAUAUUGACGCUCGUCGUGAUUGGGGCCAUGCCCGCGAUUAUGUUGAGGGCAUGUGGAAGAUGCUCCAACAGCCGACUCCCGAGGACUUUGUCCUCGCCACUGGAGAGACGCACCCUGUCCGCGAGUUCGUUGACAAGGCGUUCGCUGCCGUCAACAUUCAACUUAGGUGGGAGGGCAGCGGUGUCGACGAACAAGCCGUCGACGUCCAGACCGGCAAGGCCGUCGUCAAAGUCGACCCUCGAUACUUCCGUCCUGCUGAAGUCGACCUCCUAUUGGGCAACCCUGCCAAGGCAGAACGCCUCCUCGGCUGGAAGCGUCGCGUCGACUUCGACUCGCUCGUUAAAGAGAUGGUUGCAGCAGACCUUAAAGCUGCUGCCAGCCUCGUUGAGGAUCAGAACUAG